This is a messenger RNA of Onychostoma macrolepis, 4656 nucleotides long. It is a transcript of the gene rasd2a, whose product is annotated as RASD family member 2a. The transcript has 2 exons. Gene Ontology annotation, molecular function: GTP binding; GTPase activity. The record is from RefSeq and is a predicted model, not a curated record. The coding region runs from base 2795 to 3979 and encodes 394 amino acids. NCBI's taxonomy places the organism in Eukaryota, Metazoa, Chordata, Actinopteri, Cypriniformes, Cyprinidae.
GUCAACGCUUCCCAGCGAUUUUGAAGUUGCCUAGAUACUAGAUCGCGAGAUGGCGCUGUUUUUGAAGUAAUUAAUUGUUUGUAGAGAGAAACGCGCAGGCGCAGCAUGUAGCAUGCAGCUAACACACACAACUGUCAUCUCUUUCUUUCUCUCUCAAUCGAUCGAUCAUUAAUUGAAAUACAUGCUACAAUUCAUUCAAAUAAAUGUGGUCUUACCGCACUAUUUCAUCUCUGUGUAUGAUUUGAAGCUGGUAGAAUGCUAGCGCUAACGAGCCUGCUAAAAAAAACAAACCAAAAAAAACAAGCCCAAUAGAAACCAUCACAUAAAUUCCAAUGGUUUCCAUUAAAAUACUAUUAUGAACCAUUAGCUUUUUCCAGUAAAACCAUUACAAAAUUCCUUUUUGUAGUGUGUUUUGGGCAUUUUUCCAAUAGGAUUUAACAUCCCAGUAAACACCAUUAUAGUUUCCAUUCAAACCUAUACAUUUCCCAUUAAAACCAUUACAUUUUCUAUUGUGUUUUGGGCAGGGUUCUAUUGUUUUUUUUUCAGCAGGGUGACGAAAAUAACAUUUUACCCUUCUGGUCAAAUAUUGCACUACAAAGAACAAUACUAGUUUUAACUAUUGGCAAUAAAUGCAAUUGAAUAAAUUCAAACUAUAUAUUUUAAUUUAAUUGUAAAUAACAUGCAUGUAAGUGUCUACAGUCAGUUCACACUUAAGUAUAUUCUUUUAAAAUCUUCCAAAGUAUGUGAAAGUGUAGGCUACUUCUUUUUCACAAGCUUAGAGCUCGGUUCAAAUCAGUUGUCAGCUGCAAGAGAGAAUGGUGGUCGUGAUCAUACCUAUAUUGUCGUGAUGCUUCGAUUAGUUUAAUGUCAGCUGUUUUUCUAUUUCUAUUAAAAGAGAGCCAUCAGCAUCAUUACGCACAUAGAGAUUAAUGGGAUGUGAAACGGACUCAUUCAUAUAGAUGUAAUUCCCGAGGUACCAGUCUCAUCUAGACACACACACAAAAACAGAAGGGCAUAAACCUUUACCUCUUUGACCAAAUGUUCCUGUGUGCCCACACAAAUAAAAUGGUCCAUCCAUCAGGAAAUCAUUCAGUAAAUGAAAAUUAAGCGGUGUUCAAUAAAUAUUUUGGAAAGUCAGUCAUUAGCAACCCCACAAUUAUCCAGACGACUGAGGGAAAUAAGCUGAAAUAUUGCCACCCACAUGCUACUUAUGCCUCUAUACUGAAAGCUGCACAUUGACAUACCCAUUUCAAAAACAAUAUUAUACAACAGUUGGUUCUGGUUCAUGCAUGUUUGAUUAUUUGAGCAGUGUUACAAGAGUGCUUAUAUUUAGCACAAAAGCACUGAGACUUUUCAUUGUUGGUAUCACUUUGCUUAUCUAAUUACAGCAUUUCAGACCUGGGCUGCUUUUCCCAAAAGCAUUGUAAGCCUAAAUUGAUCGUAGCUACAUUGGUUUCAAUGGGUCUACGAUGUACUUAAGCUGAUGGUUUUGGGAAACGCAGACCUGAGCAGUGUGGACUGUUCCAGACCAGCUUUGGUUGUAUUUCUCUGUAAUGUGCAAAGCUUGGUUGGAAAACCAUUGAUAAUAAUAAGAAAUGUUUCUUGAGCAGCAAAUCAGAAUAUUAGAAUGAUUUCUGAAGGAUCAUGUGACCAGUGUUGGGAAGUUAACAUUUUCAUACGUAACUGUUAUUUAACUACACAUUUUUCUCAGUAACUGUAAAUGAUUACAGUUACAUUAUAAUUAAAUUAAGUAAUUCUGUUACAAGUUACUCCCCAACACUGCAUGUGACACUGAACAAUGAAGAUAGUAAUGAUGCUGAAAAUUCAGCUUUGCAUCACAGGAAAUAAACUACAUCUUAAAAUAUAUUCAAACAGAAGACAUAUUUUAAGAUAUUUUAAAUUGUAAUAAUAUUUCGCAAUAUUACUUAUUUUACAAAAAAUUUUGAUGUAAUAAAUGCAUUUAAAAACAUUUAAAAAUCGUUCUGACCCUAAAAUUCUGAGUGGUAAGUUACUCUUUAUUAAUUUUACUGAACUAUAAAGUUUGUCAAGUAGGAAUUGUGUGCGCUCAGAACAAACAAAAAGUUCUCAGGUGCGUAGAACAAAAAGAAGAAAGUUUUAGUCCAAUAGGUAACUGAAUUUGUCUGCACACUACAAAAAUUCAAAAAUGUGCAAAGUGUUUUAAAAACAGACCAGAGAGCAUGGGCUGAAACGUCUGCUGGUCUGUUUUUAAAACACUUUGCACAUUUUUUGUCACUUUUUCACUUUUGCAUAUGAAAAAUAAAUAACUACAUUUUUGGUAGACCUUUUUGGUCCGUUUUGAAUUUUUGUAGUGUGCAGACAAAUUCAGCUACCUAUUGAACUAUAAUGAAAAUACCACACUCAAAAUCAUGCUGUUAACAUGUUCUUCCAUUUAUUUAAUACAAAUUUACGAUUAUUUACGACAAUAGGCUACACGGAAAAAUAGAAUGCUCUCUUCAAGUCAAACAUAAUAUUUAAGGCCUCUCAAUCAACCUAAAUACAUUAAUUUAUAUCAACAAAACUCAUGGGAAGAAAUGAGUAACUUUUUACAGUAGGCCUAUAUUCUUAAGCUUUUUCAAGCAUCUUUCACUCCAAAUUAAGCUGGGAAAUUAAAACUUUUUUUGACUUCCUGCAGUAAUGAUUAUAGCUGCAUUUAACUGACAAUACUCUGUAGCUCUACAUAAUAAUGGCCCAUAUCCAAGUAACACUGCGGUGAGCAAUACCUUAAAUAGGCAGCAGAAUUGUUCAAAUUCGCCAGACGAGCCCUAAGCGUUGAAUGACGCACCACACGAGACCACCCAUCCAUCAUCAGCAUAUAAAAGGCACUGCGGGAACCGCACACAACUCACUGCACCGAGAGCACGGGGUGCUACCGCCGUCCUGCCGACCACAGCAUCAGCCGUUCUGGAUGAUACCAGCAAGGAGCAUGGAGGUGAACACAACUGAUAAAGCUCUUCUUUCAGUUGAUGGCACCGCGACGCUCUCCUGUUGCAGCUAUCAUUCCGAAGGCACCGCAACAGCUGACAUGCAUUUGCAGUGCGUGUCGCACUGGACACAUCCAGAGCCAAAGGCGCGAGUGGUGCGCUCCUCCAGCACUGGAAAGCGACCCUCGUCGUCUGAACGCAACCCCAGGAGAUCUCUGGAUCCCUUUUCUGCGUCUCAGCUCUGUAAAACAAAGCAUAUGAGAUAUGAGAGUAAAAACGACGAGCUGGUCAGCGUAAAACCCAGUCACUACCGGCGCAUAGUUGUGCUCGGCGCGCCCCGAGUAGGUAAAACGGCGAUGAUACGCCGUUUUUUGGGUGAUGAUGGAUUCGAGGAACAGUACGAGCCAACAACCGAAGACUUUCACAGCAAACUCUACCACAUCCGAGGAGAGAGAUAUCAGUUAGACAUCCUGGACGCGUCCAAAGAGAGAGACUUUCCGGCCAAGCGAAGACUGUCUAUUCUAACAGGUGACAUAUUCCUGCUGGUGUUCAGCGUGACUGACCAAGAGUCUUUCACGGAGAUCUGCUCGUUACGCGAGGAGAUUUUCACUGCCAAAUCCAAGCUGACCAAGUCCAAAGAAAACAGACAGCUUCCGAUAAUAAUCUGCGCCAAUAAAACGGACUUAAACUCCUCGAGAGCUGUGCAGCACACCGAUAUCCGCCAGUCUCUCGGGAAGGAAAGUGCCCUCUUUGAGGUGUCUGCCAAAGACUGCACCAACCUGAAGGAGAUGUUCGAGGCCCUGGCGGUGCUGGGGGGGCUCCCCGCAGAAACCAGACCCUCUCUCCAUCGAGACAUCUCCAUCCACACGUAUCAAGCGCUGAGCAGCAGAAAGAGAAACAAAAGAGCCGUGAAUGAGCCAUGUGGCGCGGUGCACCCGCUCGCCCGCAGACCGAGUUUCAGUAGCGAUCUGCGGCGCGUAAUGGGCCCGAGCACCCCUAAACGAAGCACACCUAUUGAGAGGUGUCAAAUACAGUAAAAGAGUAACGCUAGGGACUCUGUUUCAAACCUAUGAAUAAUAAUUAUUCAACGAUGUAAGAAUUAUUAUAUUCUAUAAGUCCCUGGCUGGACCAUGGGGCAGAUUCUACACACUGACAAAGUAUUUGUGAAAUGUAUUCAUUAUAACCCUGUUGGAAAAUCGGGCUUAAGAUGGUCGAAACUGGUCAUUAUCAGGUGUAAACUGGUAGACAAACUCGUGGAUCAGCAACAAACCAAAUGAGUUGUUUUUUGGAACACUGCGGCUGGUCAGCCACACUGUAGAAAGUGGUGAUCUGCAAUUGUUAUUCUAAUGUAAUUAAUCUAAUGUAUUUAGAUUGGUUCAUUGAUGUAAAUAUAUUUGACUUGAAAACCGGUCAUUUUCAGAUUACCAUUUUUUUCAGUGCAACUGCAGGACUAAACUGGUCAUUAGCUGGAGUAAACUUGUUCCCACUUGCUUUUCCAACAGGGAAAGGUUGUAAAGCAAGUAUGCAUGAUUUCUUUCUAUUGAAUGUAUUACCUCAAAUUUGUUUCUUAUAGGCCUACUAACGCAGCGAUUCUUGAUAAUAGACCUGUUACCUCAAAUUUGUUUCCACUUUGUCUUGUAUUACAGACAAUAAAUAAUGAAAAUGAAUAAAAAAAACUUGUCUAAGAAAUAUUGCGUCGUUUUUUUUCUCAAAA